Molecule: messenger RNA, 516 nt
Organism: Candidozyma haemuli
Lineage: Eukaryota; Fungi; Ascomycota; Pichiomycetes; Serinales; Metschnikowiaceae
Exons: 1
Coding region: 1-516 (171 amino acids)
Cellular component (GO): mitochondrion
Source: RefSeq, a predicted model, not a curated record
AUGUCAAGCCAAAGCGAAAGCAGCCCAUCAAAGCUUCAAGAGUCUCUUCGAAAGUUGAAUUUCAAAGUAGCAGAUGCUUCUCCAGAAUAUAUACAAAGAAGAAAGAAGCAGAUGGUUCUUUUCAUGACUGCAGCAGCUGCCACCAUCUUCACAUCUAGAUUCGCCUACAAGUCUACAAUUACAAGACAAUAUGUUCCAUCUUUAUUCCAGGGCAACCACCUGCCUCCACUUAGUUACAAUUUCACCAUGGACGCUGCAGUUGCUGUGGGAACUGGCACUAUGCUUUGUGCAUCAGUCUCGUCUAUGCUAAUCUUCGGUACAUGCUGGGUGCUGGACAUUUCUUCCUUCAAGGAAUUCGGCUGGAGAAUGAAGUCGGCUAUGGGAGGUGUUUCUAGUCAGUUGAAGUUAGCUGACAUGCCUAUGGAUGACGAAUCGGCUUCGAUCCAGGAUGGGUUGAACGAUAUCUUGGAUGGUAAGUUUGAGGCUGACUUCGAGGAUGACACUGUUAAGAACUAG